AUGAAGCUCCUCAUCAUCCUCGCUGCCUUCACCGGCCUCGUUUUCGCUGACGACGCUACCACCCAGCUCGGGAUCAGCUGCAAACAGCCCCUCGGCGAUGGCGGCAUGUACGACUUCAUCGACAAGAACCUAUCCAACUGCGCUGUCUUCCAUGACGGCCAGCAAGUCGCAUGCAAGUCUUGCCACUUGACCAAAAUGGAAGGCUCGUGUGUUUUCCUGCAGAAGAUGGGCACCAAGACAGCUACUGGAAAGCAGGUGAAGGAUGCCGUUAAGCGUCUCAAGGAGAAGGGCUGCAAGUACUGCGGCAGCGCGCCUCUCUUCACCGACAAUGUGAAUGAUGGGGAGGUCACGGUCAACUACGUCACUAAUGGGUGCAUCAAGCAUGGGGACAAGAUCUGCGCAGGAGAGGGAGGGCAAGAUCAUGCGGAUACCGGCUGCGACGGUUUGGUAACUUCGUGA
Messenger RNA from Didymosphaeria variabile, 459 nucleotides. RefSeq lists its product as uncharacterized. The transcript is spliced from 2 exons. Lineage: Eukaryota; Fungi; Ascomycota; Dothideomycetes; Pleosporales; Didymosphaeriaceae. Bases 1 to 459 code for a protein of 152 amino acids. The record is from RefSeq and is a predicted model, not a curated record. Gene Ontology annotation, cellular component: extracellular region.